AUGGGCUCCACCGCUGCUGAAUUCAAGAACCCGGCCACUACCACUCUUCUUGAGUUGGUCAAGAGCCGCCGCACUUACUAUGGUCUUAAGGCCGAGAGCCCCAUCUCCGAUGAUGCCAUUGAGCGCAUUGUUGAGGACUCAGUUCUCCAUGUCCCCAGCUCAUUUAACACACAGACCUCCCGUGUCGUUCUUCUCUUGAAGGAGGAGCACAAGAAGGUGUGGGAUAUUGCUAUUAGCGCCAUGGAGGGCCUCGUUGCUGCCGGUGUUCUUACCCAGGAGGCCUAUGAGGCUUCCACUAAGCCCAAGCUCAAUGCUUUCCGUGCUGCCUACGGAACUGUUCUGUUCUUUGUCGAUUACGAGUCUCUCGCCACCAUUAAGGAGCAGUUCGCCAUUUAUGCCGACAAGUUCGACCCCUUUGCCCUGGAGUCCAACGCCAUGUCUCAGUACCUCGUCUGGCUUGCCCUUGAGUCUGAAGGCUUCGGUGCCAACCUCCAGCACUACAGCCCUCUGAUUGAUGCCGAGAUUACCAAGACCUGGGAUUUGCCCGCCUCUUGGAAGCUGGAUGCCCAGCUCGUUUUCGGUACUCCCACUUCCGAGGCCGGCGAGAAGACUUUCCAGCCUCUUGAGACCCGCCUGAAGGUCUUCGGCAAAUAG
Messenger RNA from Penicillium pulvis, 654 nucleotides. RefSeq lists its product as uncharacterized. The record is from RefSeq and is a predicted model, not a curated record. Gene Ontology annotation, biological process: cellular response to oxidative stress. Bases 1 to 654 code for a protein of 217 amino acids. The transcript has 3 exons. NCBI's taxonomy places the organism in Eukaryota, Fungi, Ascomycota, Eurotiomycetes, Eurotiales, Aspergillaceae.